Molecule: messenger RNA, 587 nt
Organism: Strongylus vulgaris
Lineage: Eukaryota; Metazoa; Nematoda; Chromadorea; Rhabditida; Strongylidae
Source: the annotation of a GenBank genome assembly
AUGGACCGUAAAGAAGAAAUCAUAGAGCCCCUUGGAAGCUGCUAUUCCUUACUUCCCGCUACUUUUGAGCUGAUUGUCAAGUUUUUUGAUACUGGUGACGAGCAGUUAGCUCAAAUCACUUAUCAGACUGUUGGAUGUGCCGUACGCCAUGUUGGUGCGCCUGCUGUGCUAGCAGUAAUACCACUGGACAUAGAUCCGAAUGCUGCGGUUCUCAGCACCGAGUUCACUCGUUCCUGGCUGAUUCCGGUACUUCGAGUUAACUUACACAAUGCUCCACUCGCUUACUUUGCUUCUCACAUUCUUCCCAUUGCCGUAAAGAUAUAUAGACUUGGAACGCUCGAUCCUGUCCCGCAGCGGCUGUACACCACUUUGCAGAUGCAGCUAUGGGAGUUGUUGCCUGCAUUCUGCGACUCGCCAUCAGAUCUGGAAGAGUCCUUCCCUCACCUUGCUCCUGUUCUUGGCGCAGCCAUGAAUGAGAGAGAUGACCUUAAGCUGACUAUCCUUUCCGCUUUACGACGCAUAGUGAGAUUUGCAUUGCAGCCUGAUGCCCCAGAACGCGUUGAGGUCUAUUUUCUUUCAUUCUGAUA